This is a messenger RNA of Sinocyclocheilus grahami, 7853 nucleotides long. RefSeq lists its product as uncharacterized. The transcript has 20 exons. Gene Ontology annotation, molecular function: guanyl-nucleotide exchange factor activity; small GTPase binding. The record is from RefSeq and is a predicted model, not a curated record. Gene Ontology annotation, biological process: regulation of actin filament polymerization. NCBI's taxonomy places the organism in Eukaryota, Metazoa, Chordata, Actinopteri, Cypriniformes, Cyprinidae. Bases 532 to 6852 code for a protein of 2106 amino acids.
AGGCACAUGUAGCCUCCAAACUCACUUCACUCUUUCUCCACUAGCGUUUUCUUAACAUGUUUAAAUGAAUGCAUUUCCUACUCCGUCUAAAUGUAGUGUGAGUGUGGAUAACGGAGACUAAGAAACCAAAAGGAAGAUGUUCCAUUCCUAACGUUGAGUUUUUGACGCUAGCGUUUCUUUCAGCGUUCGCACGCACGGAGCGUCUGUAGUGAGUGACGCGCGACUGUUACUCAUAUAUCGGACAGUAAAUGCAGUGAGGAUGACAACUGGAAGUGUUGGAAACUGAACACUGGAGAAUCCAGCAUUGCUUAGUACAUUACAAUAUGGGAAGCCAAGCGUCCAGACGCGCUGUUUAGUCAAAGCAAGCAGGACUACUCACUGAUGCGCACGAGCUGGGAAAACUGUUGAUCCUUUUCAUCAAAAGUGGGAUAUUAGGAUUGGAAACGGAGUACGUACAUUGGCUGCGUUACUUUUGAUGUCUCCGAUCAGCACAGCUGUAAAGGUUUCAACUUCCUGUGAUAUAAUCACACCAUGCCUGAGGGAGCGGGCCGCGACAGCCAGAAAAAAAACAGCAACCAAGCUGCCAAGCGCCCCUCCUCCGUGUCCUCGCUGAGUGGGAUCGUGAGCCGUAUGGCCUCCUCAGGGGGCGCAUCCCGCGGGAGCUGCACCUCUGUUAACACGGUGUGCUCUGACAGUGACCGCGGAGCCAGUCUCAGCUCCUCUGCUUCGUCCGCCUCACUGCAGGAUGGACACUCUUCCUCUUCCUCCUCAUCACUCCCCUACGGAGCCGUGCCGACCUACCCCGGGCCACAGCGCAAUGGCUCCGACAUCAGCCUGGACCUCACCCCUCUCUCCCUGCUGACAGGAGCCGGUCCCCUCCGUGCCUCCACAACACCGCUGCCCAAACUCACUCGUCUGGAGAGGGUGGCGCUGGAGAUAGUGGAGACAGAGCAGGCCUACGUGAGGGACCUCAAGAGCAUUGUGGAGGACUAUCUUGGCUGCAUUAUUGACUGUGGCGACUUGCCUCUCAAACCCGAGGAGGUCAGCACCCUCUUCUGCAACAUUGAGGACAUCUAUGAGUUUAACAGUGAGCUUUUAGAAGAUCUGGAACGUAGUCCACAUGCAGCAGCCAUAGCAGAGUGCUUUGUGGAGAGGAGUGAAGCUUUUGACAUUUACACCAUAUACUGCAUGAAUUACCCAAACUCAGUAACAGUCCUGCGGGACUGCAUGAAGAACGAGAGCCUGGUGCGCUUCUUCCAGGAAAGGCAGGCCACUCUGUGUCACUCAUUGCCUCUGGAGACUUACCUGCUAAAACCGGUGCAAAGGAUUCUUAAAUACCACCUCCUGCUGCAGGAACUAUCCAAACACUUUGAUAAAAGUGAUCCUGGGUAUGAGGUGGUGGAAGAUGCCAUUAUAACCAUGACAGCUGUUGCCUGGUACAUCAAUGACAUGAAGAGGAAACAGGAACAUGCAGUCAGACUGCAGGAGAUUGAGAGCUUGUUGCUGAACUGGACUGGGCCUGAUCUCAGUGGUUUUGGAGAGCUGGUACUUGAAGGCUCCUUCCGAGUUCAGCGUGUGAAAAAGGAAAGAGCAUUCUUUCUUUUUGACAAAAUGCUUCUCAUUGCCAAGAAGAGGCUGGAUCAUUUUAUAUACAGCACUCACAUCUUUUGCUGUAAUCUGCUCUUAGUGGAAAGCAUGAAGGAUCCCCUCUGUUUUAAGGUGUCUGACCAAACGAUCCCAAAACAGCAACACAUUGUUCAGGCUAAAAACCAGGAGGAGAAGCGGCUGUGGCUACAUUACCUCAAAAGGAUGAUAGUGGAAAACCAUCCUGCAUCCUUACCCCAAAAAGCAAGACAGGUUCUUGGUGACAACUUCUGUCAAUCUCCACAGUUUGAUCAGCAGCCAAUAAGAAAACAAAUGCCUUCUCCACGACUGGACGAUGUUCAUAACUACCACAGAGGAAGAAGGCAAUCAGAGCCACCAGAGUUCAUCUACACCCCUGAGAAAGCCAAGAAAAGCCUUCCACUCCUCCUUGAGGGUAGCCUGCCAUACAAGCGUGGGAGGAGACAGUCUGCACCUGCCAAAGAUAUUGAAGUUGCGUUCCAGCAAAGUGGUUCUUUAAAGGCUGGCAGUGAAGGGGAGUUGUGCCCACAGGCUGAUAGCAUGGGCUCAUCAGGCAGUACCAGCACUCUGGCAUCCUCUGUCAUUGAAGUUGAAUCUGGCCGUGAUGAUCUGGCUUUAUGUCAGGACGAGGAUGACAUGACCCCACUCGCUCCACCACCAACACUGUCCAUUACUGAGGAAAUCAUGCAGUUCAUUAAUGAGAGCCGUGCUCGACAAGGCAUGGCGGAGUUAACAUCUGAAGUGUUGACUCCAGAGUCCCCGGAAGUCCAGCCAUCAGAGCCACAGCAGCUAGAUGAAUCCAAACCACUAAUAGCUGAGGUGGAUGAAAAUAAAUAUCAGACCAAUGAUACCGAAAGAUCAGAACCAGUAGAAAUGCUGGUAGAUGGGUCAGACAAAGAAGAGGACAGCCAUCCAUCCUGUGAAGCGAAUGUUGCUCCAGCAGAGGAGCAUGAGAAAUCAUCAUCACUACUGCACACCUCCAAAGAAGUGAAUCAAUCAGGAGAGUUGACAUUACCAGAGCCCAGUCAUAGUGAACCAUCAAAACCAGAAAUGGUGAAGGUCACAGGUGAAAAGGGGGAAAAAGACACAGAGGACUCUGUUAGUGAAAGUGCAGAACCUCAUUUAUCUGACAAUUUGGACAAAACCACUGAUGACAUAGCAUGUGCGGCUAAGUCAGCUUGUGCUCACAUUGCUACUGCAUUAAAAGCAACUGACAGCUCUCUUGUCCCCAAAGCAGAACCUGAGCAAAAACUAACCAAAAGUGACAAGCAAAUUAUUGAGAAGAUACGCAGCUAUUAUGAGGCAGCGGAGGCAGGUGUCGAGGAGGGUCAGACAGCCCGAAGAAACAGCUUCUCUCAUAUUCCUGCUGGAUUAGUGAAAGAUUCGGUGUCUCGAUUCAAUGUUUGUGUUCGCCAAGACAGUCUACUUGAGCCUGAGAGUAGCCGCUCAGACUGUGUUGAAACUGACGCAGCAUCUUCAUUACUCCCAACAUCAGACCAAGUUGACCAGAAUCUCAACCAUGAGGAAUCUGUUGAUACAGCCAUUUCUCUUGCACAUUCAGAUGUUAUCCAAGAACAAAAAGAAUUAUUAAACAACAAGACUGCAGAUCAAAAGGAUGAAGAUAUUUGUGAGUUCAGUCCCUGUAUGGAACUCUGGAAGGAGAAGGAAAGAACUGGCCAAGAAUCUCUGAAAGUCCCUUUCUCAAUGGAAAAGAGCCGUGGUGAAGAUACAGUUGCUUCUGAGGAAAACAAGACAUUCCUAAAUUGCACAACAACCCAGGUGCAUCAUAAACUUGAUCAUUCACAGUGCUAUCCAGACACUUCAGACAUAUCUAAUCUGCAGACGAAAGAGACAGCGGAUACAUCUCUUCAAUAUAGAAGUAGAACAAGAGCUAGCAUGUCCUCUCAUGGAAACCUGGAUAGCCUUCCCAAUCAGAUUAAAGUUGGCCGAUGGUCUCGUCAUGGCAAGGUGGUAACGUGUAGUCAUACCCUUUAUGAAGGAAUGGAAGAGGUACCAGAUUUAGGUUUUUUUGAUGGUGGACCAGUCAAUCAAUGCUUGGUAGAAAACUCAGAAAAGAUUCUUAAUAAAGUGCAAAUGCUUGCACGCAUGUACACAGCAAAAGCAAGCAGCAUGAAAGUACCACUACACCAGAAGAAAACACGAGUGAGUAGGCCAGCAUGGUCAGUGGAGGGAAAAGGGAGCACUUCACCCAAGUCUCGGCAAGUACAGCUACACCAGGGGGAUAUAAGGAUCCUAAAUCAGCCCACGGAAGAAUCUUCAGUAUCAACACCUCCUGAACCUUUUGGUCACAUAAUUUUAAGGGAGAAGUUGUCUACAACAUAUCACCAAGAAAAUGAUUGUAAUCUCAUUGGGCCCCCAGAUGAGAUCUCUACAAAUGUAUCUAAUUCACUGUAUUUUUCAUCUGCUGAAUCCUCUGCUACUUCAGUUAAAAUAUUAACAACUGUUGUGGAAUCACAGAUUUCUGUGAUAUCAGAUCACAGAGAAAGCUCCUUAGAAAAAUGUGAGUCUAAACUACAUGAAGGAGAUCAAUCCUUGUCAGCUUGCGCUGGAACUCAAAUCCAAGCUGAGCCAGAAGUGCCAUCCAAACUAGCCGGAUUUCCAUUGGACGAGCAUGCUGACAAUGUACUACAGUCUGUUCCGGAGAAUCAUUUAUAUGCUGUGGACAAAUCCACUGCAAUAAAUAGGACUGAAGAAGGACCGAUAUUGCAAGAGGAGAACCUGGUUUUUGUGAGCAAUUCUGUUCCAGUUAGUGAACUUUUUACUGACCCAGUAAUCAUUAAACAUUUAGAAGAAGAGACUCACAGUGUAGAGGAGAAAAGGGGCUUAACUGUACAGCACUGUAAAAGCAUAUUGUCCAUAGAUGAUAAACAAGAUGAAAUACAUACAGGACAUAUGAAUUCCAAGCAGGACCGAGCUGAUAUUGAAACCACUAGCAUGAAGGAAAUAACACCUGUAGUGUCCACUGUUAGCGAAGUUGGAGCAUGUCCCCCAUUACAGCCAGCACCCUGUGUUCUAAACACUGUAGUUGUCUCUGAAGGAUCAGAGCUUUCGUACCCUGUAGCCCAGGAGGUUACAACAAGCCCUACACAACUGAUGCCUCUGCUUGGUUCAUGUGGCAAGUGUAGUCCACUGGAUGUUAAAUCCAAAGAAGACCUAAGCAAUAAUUCAAAGACUUUGAGCCCACCCUGUACACCCCUUGUAGGUGGACCUCCUUUGGAUGAGCUUCCAAGGUUUACUAGCCAAAGACCUUCCAAUCUACCCUCCGCCACAGGAAAGAGAAGUCCCUUCACCAAUUGGAAUCCAUCAUCUCCAGCCACUCAGAGAGUGCCACAUACUUCAUUGCAGACUGAGGAACAGAUUCAGGAUGCUUCAGCUUCUGGCCUUUCUACUCACAGACCAUCUUUUUCUCAGGCUCCUAAUGAUAAGCCUUCAGACAUUCCUUUUGGUUGUGGACGUCCAUUAGAUGCAAAGCCACCAUCUGCCUUUAGCCCAAACCUGCGAAUGCGGUCACCCUCUCCAAUUAGAAGUGCCCAGAACUCCAGAUUGUCCUCAACGGACUCAGCUCUUACAAAGUCUCUUGCUGCCUCUUGUAUCAGUCAGACAAUUUCCCAAACCAUGGCCAAGAGAGGUGCACAUCUUCAGACUGCUUCCCCAUCUGUAAGCUCUUCUCCUCUGCCCACAUCUUCUGUAAGGUUAAGGUCACCAUCACCCAAACCCAUCACCUUCGACUCAAGUGCAGAGUCAGGUUUUAGGAAUACAUCCAGCACCGGGGUAGGGAGUCAACCCCUAAGGUCUUGUCCAUCCCCAGUCAGAUCGAACAGUCUUCGAUCUAGUCCAGCAACAGUUCAGACCCCUCCUCCUUACCGUAGUCAACGCUCAAUAUCCCCUGCACCUCCAGUUAGCCUCCAUUCAGCUCCAUCUCCUAACAGCAUAAACACUGCAGCUCUUGAACAGCCUUCUUACACCAGUUUAAAUGGUAAUAAUAACAAUAACAACAGUUUAAGUAAUAACGGCUGGGCCACUAACCAUAAAAAAGCACCACCCUCAAAUACGGGUGAACUCCCUCAUUUCCAUGAUCCUCAAAGAACAACCUUGCACAAUAGGGUUGCUCGUCCCUUUCCAUCCUCUGAGCCUAGCUCCCGUGUUCACUCCCCUUCUAUUUGCCCAUCUCCAGUCACCCGAAUCUGCUCCCCUCCACCUGCUCCAAUCCACUCCAGUCAUCUGGUAACAAAGCCACCAAAUCCCAGAGCCCCCAGGCAAGGUGGCUUUUUUAUCCCUCUAUCUUUGGAGAUCUCAAGAUCAACAUCAGCUUGUUCAUUAUCCCCUUGUGAGAGCCCCAGAAUCACCUCUCCACCCCCUAUUGGCAUUCCUGCAAGUGUAUGGGGUUUUGCUAAUCCGCAGCCAAGGAAUCCCUCAUUAACAAAUGCAUAUUCUCCAACAAAAGUGGAAACAAACUCUACUCAAAGAGGCACCAGAAUCAUCUCUCCUACCCCAAUGGGAACGUCUUCAUAUUCAGCAACCAACUCUCAGAGCCAGAGGAGGCUACGAGGAGCCAGUUUGCCCUUUGUUGCUCUAGGGGAUAGACCACCCAGUCCAACUAGACACGAAUGCAGGUCUUGGGCAGAAAGUGGACGAUGGUCAGUGGGUUCAGAAUUGGGGUUAAUAAGUCCUCAUGGGGGUUCAUACAGUGGCAGCCCAUCUUCUAUCAGCCCUGGCCCUCUUUCACCCGUUAGACUAACAACUGAAAGGACCACUCUUAGCGGAAAACAUUUCACAAGCAUCGCCUGGCCGGAUGUACAUGAUAUGUUGACUAAAUACAACACAGAGCCCUGUACUGAAACUGUUGCUUUGUCCUGCACCGAGACAGAGCAAGAUGACAUAGAGGCUGCAGAAUCGACUUGUCGGAGCACCCUGAUCUGUCCCUAUGUCGCUCCAGCUAACCCAAAUUUGAAAGAGAGUCCCAUUCAGUGCCCAAUCGAAGGCAAAACAGAAGAAAGUAUUCCUAAUCAAGGGUCCAAAACAACAUUAAAAACCAGUUAUGCCACCACUGUCAACUUACAGAUUGCCGGGAGUGGGAGGAUAGCGACUUUUAGCAAUGCACAAGUCAGCCUGACUCAGACACUGUCCCCUGUAGCAGACAGCCAGAGCAGGAGAAGGGUCAGCAUCAAUAGCUGCAACUUCUCAAUGCAGAACUGCAAAAGGCUUUGAGUGGUGUGCUCCUGGGGUCUGGUAUGGUGCCUCGUUCUUCAAAGACACGUUAUCUGGCACUUUAGCGUGUAGCAGAGGUGUCAGCUUAGAGAUCCAUGUCCACUCCACACAGACAAAAAAAAAUCAUGGACUAUAAAAUACGGGUCUCAGCCAGUUUAUGCUAUGGUCAGUGAUUUUUUUAAAUUUUUUAUCCUCAACCCUACUUUCUGGCCAGGAUACCAGUAAAACAUCAGUAAAAAACUGCUUUGCUAUAUUUGGCAGUGUUUAUUUUAUUGCUUUUAAGACUGUCAUAUGCAAAUGUAUUAUAUGUAAUAGAACUAAAGCCUGUGUCAUUAAAGGCUUUCAGUUGGCUGUGAUAUAUAAAGGAACUUAUUUAUGAAGUAGUUGUUUUCUGGCACUUAACUCUUGUUUCUUUGUUUUGCACAUUUUUCUCUAAUGUGGUCCAGACGUGUCUGGAAAACAGUGUGUUUCAGACAAAACAUUCUCGUGUAUGUUAAAAUAAAUUUUUAUUGCCAGUGUUCUAUAUGGAUUUGGUUAAUAAUACAUUUGAAAACAAGGGGACAUGAAUCGCUGCUUUGAUUGUUAAUACAAACAUCAAAACAUCUGAUCUGAUAUUUUGCGUUGAUGAAAAUGUUUGCUGUACACAAUGAAAAAGCAUUCCAUCACACCCAAGAAAAGUAUUCUGGUGUGGACUAAGACAAGGUAAUGCUGAUCAAAUGGACUCUUGAUUUUGUUUUAAUUUUUAGUGUAUUUUUAAUGUAAUACAUUGUUGAUUUCUAAAGGAGAUUGUCACAAUCAAUGAAUGCUUAAGCCAACUGAACCUAUAUCUCAGAUUUGUUUACCUAAGGCCUUUAUGCUUCACACCCUGCCUGCUAGAGAUGGUGCAAAGAAAACAAAUGUUCACACCUGCUCUCUGUACUUCCUGUCAAAAAAAAAAAUCCACGAUUUUCACACUGUAUGGAAAAUGUGUUCUGUUAUUUGUACCCAAAUAAAACCAGCAU